UGCUCUUCGAUGAUUUUCACUUGCGAGUAUUUCACAUUUUGAUUGAAAAUUUAUGUUUUUAUUGUGAAAAUAUUGGCUCAUAGCAAAAAAACCCAAGGGAACUGUCAUAGUCAUAUACUGUAGUCUAAACUAAUGCAGUCUAAACUGUAGUCUAAAAAAAAAAUGUCCAGCUCUUUGGUGUUUUUUAAGCAAUCGCUCUCAGUAGCUCUAAUCAACCAGAAGCAGCUGCAAAAAACUCUGAUAUAUCUUCUGAACACUUCCUGACCAACAAUCGACAGAAUUCAACACAACCUAGUUUUUAUGCUGACAUGUCAAUAGCCAACUGGUUCAUUUGCAAUUCUGACUAAAGCAUUCCUCUGGGACUGACAGGAUCCAACACUAUAAGAUCCACAGAGGAAGAGAAAGAGGAGACUAGGAGUUACAAAAAGAAUACAAAAAAUGAAUGUUGACCAUUUUGCUGUUUUGGUAUGCCAUUUUUUGCACUUAUUACUCUGUAUUAUUGAAAUGCUUAGUUCCACUGCUCUAUACUUCCAGGUUAAAAAUAUGACAACCAAGAUAACAAGACAAUGUUCCAGGAAGGACCACUAGGAUGAGUAUUCUGUGUUUUAUCCCCCUUGGCAGUUUUCUGUGUCUGUGCUGUCACUGAUAGGAAUACAGAGCGUUGUGUGUCAGCCAUGAAGAGCAUACAACAGAGACACCUUUGCUUGACCCUGGUUUGUUUCUUCUUGAUUUCUUCUUUGCCUGCUGCAGGUUCUUCAAUCAGAUUAACUGGGUCUGGGUCUACUCAUUGCUCUGGAAGAGUCGAAAUCUUGCAUAAUGGUUAUUGGGGAACAGUGUGUGAUGAUAAGUGGGAUUUAAGUGAAGCUGAUGUGGUGUGCAGACAGCUGAACUGUGGGACAGCACUGAGUGCUCCCCAUGAGGCCUUUUUUGGUGAGGGAGCUGGCCGAAUUUUGCUUGACGACGUGGACUGUUCAGGAAGGGAAACUUCUCUUAUCGAGUGUCUGGCCAAAGAACUGGGAAGACACAACUGUAAUCACAAUGAGGACGCUGGUGUGAUCUGUUCUGAAAGCCUCACAAAGCCAACCAUCUCCAUGAAUCCUGUUGGGGAGCUAAACUUGGAUCAGAGUGUCAACAUCACUUGUUCAAUCUCGACUCGGAUUUAUGAUGGAACGUUUUACUUGAGGAAGAUCCCAGGUCAUUCCAAAACGACCGAACAGCCAAAUACAAAUUCUGUCACCUUCAAUAUCCAUAGAAUGAGCUUCGAUGAUGAGGGAUUGUACGUGUGUCGGUUCAAGAAAAUGGUCUCAGGUCAAGACUUUAGGUCCCCCCAAAGUGACACUGUGAGUCUCUCUAUCGCUGUGAGACUGCAACAGCCGAGUAUCUCUCUCACAUCUCCUAACAGAGGGCUGGUCUGGAGUCCUGAAGGUGCAGAGGUCACCAGGGGUUACAGAUUUAUCUUCAUCUGCUCCAUUAACUGCAGCUACUCUGAGGGCCAAUUCUUUCUCAUCUCCUCUGACUCAACCAUCGUUGCCACCAAGCCUGCAAUCAACCACUCGGCCUCCUUUGACUUCCCUGUAGCUGAUUAUAAACACCAGGGCAACUACAGCUGUGUGUAUGAGGUCAAACUGCCUACACGGAGAUUUAAUUCUACUGAAACAGGAGCAAUCAGGGUUGUUAUUAAAUUGCCGCUCUAUAAUCUGCCACUGGUGUCCGCAGUAACUGCUGGGAUCCUCCUGCUGCUGUUUGUAGUGUUGUUGGUGAUCUGUCUGCUCUGCAAAAGAGGACGAAAAGCCAAGCAGCCGGGAACCCUGGUUCAAACUCAAUUGGCUGCCAGAGUGGGGAGUUGUCAUGAAGAUGAUAGAGAGGACUAUGUGAAUGUUUGUUCAUUUGACACCGAGAAGACUCUCAAAGAGGAAACGGUGAGAGUGGAAGAAGAGAAUAUAUAUGAGGAGCCAGAGAGAUACAAGGGCCAUGAUUGUGAUGAAGUGGCCCCAGAUUCAAUCUUGAGAAAGACCAAUGAUGUCUUCAGACAAGAAAGAGAAGAACAACAAGAAGAAACCAGUGAAGUUGAAGAUUACUAUGACAGUGUAAUCCAGCCAUUUAAUGAACCAACUUUAGACAUCUAUGAAAACCAGGAGGAUAUUUAUCUAGACCUUUAGGUGUCAGAAUGAUUUAAAAUGGCAAAAGUACUGGACCUUUGACCCAACAGUUUUAUCAAGUAAAAAAACAAUUUUCUCUUAAAGUGUGAACCGAUCAAGUGGACAGUGAAGAUACGUGUUACAUUAUGCCUAAGAUAUAUUACCUUGUUCUCCUCCUUAUUCAUUCUAUCAACAUAAUUUUGCUUUAAAUCUAUCCUAUAUAGAAAAUCAUAACACCAUUUCAAUUUGUAAAAAAAUGAAUACUACUGUUUAUCGGACUGUGUUUUAAUAAAAGUGAACUGUUUUUAUUGUAUACAAAAUUUCUCCAAACUUCC
Labrus mixtus (cuckoo wrasse) is the source of this 2473-nucleotide messenger RNA. Its product is annotated as deleted in malignant brain tumors 1 protein-like. Bases 675 to 2159 code for a protein of 494 amino acids. NCBI's taxonomy places the organism in Eukaryota, Metazoa, Chordata, Actinopteri, Labriformes, Labridae. The transcript has 7 exons. The record is from RefSeq and is a predicted model, not a curated record. Gene Ontology annotation, cellular component: membrane.